UGCGUCCCUUGACACGCGUCUCCUCAACCUAUAUAUCUGUCUUCUCUUCCUCCUCCUCCAUCCUCCAUUUCUCAAUUCUCUCUCUCUCUCUCUCUCUCUCUCUCUCUCUCUCUCUUCUGCGAAUUGAACAAUCAACACAAAGCACGCCAUGGCGAUAAGGACGGUAAAAGUCAAUAAUCUUUCAUUGACAGCAACUGAGCAAAACAUAAGGGAGUUCUUCUCUUUUUCCGGUGAAAUUGAUCGUGUUGAAAUGCAUAGUGAUGAUGAACGGUGCCAGAUGGCAUAUGUUACUUUCAAGAAUCCUGAAGGAGCAGAGACUGCAGCUCUUCUUUCGGGUGCGACCAUUGUCGAUCAGGCAGUCACUAUAGCUCUAGCACCAGAUUACGAACAAUCAGAUGAUGCUUCCGCGGUGCCGACUGCAACUGAGAACAAGGGAGCUGCUGCUGGAUCUCCAGUCCAAAAGGCAGAGGAAGUUGUAAGCAGCAUGCUAGCUAAGGGAUUCAUCUUAGGUAAAGAUGCGCUUAGCAGAGCAAAAGCAUUUGAUGAGAAACACCAUGUCACCGCAACUGCUACAGCAACAGUUGCUUCUCUAGACCAAAAGAUUGGUCUGAGUGAAAAAAUCAGUGCUGGAACAACUGUGGUGAAUGAGAAGAUGAAGGAAAUGGACCAGAAGUUCCAGGUUUCGGAGAAGACAAAGUCUGCAAUAGCAGCUGCAGAGCAGACAGCGAGCACUGCAGGGUCUGCCAUCAUGAGUAACCGUUAUGUGCUGACCGGGGCCUCAUGGGUUGCUGGUGCAUAUAGCAGGGUCACUAAGGCAGCAGGGGAAGUGGGGCAGAAGACACAAGAGAAGGUGGCGGCUGAGGAGGAAUCACAGGGAAGGAAAACCUGAAGGGAACCUUUGAAUUCAACAAAAAACUGCUGAUGUUAUAGAACCCUUCGCAAGCCUGUCAGCUCAAGGUUUCUUAACUUGAUUUAGUAGCAUCUUUGGCCGUAGAUGUUUGUUAUUUCAAAGAUUUCAGUGUUGCUGGUUGAUAGUAGUUCGGGAAGCUUUUAGAGAAUUCGAAUAUAUUACUCAUGGUUGCAUGUUUAUGACUUGAGCUUGAACAGUACCGCGAUAAAUUGGGCUAACAACCGAAUUCUUCUCUUUGCAUUGCAA
This is a messenger RNA of Syzygium oleosum, 1156 nucleotides long. RefSeq names its product binding partner of ACD11 1. The coding region runs from base 149 to 889 and encodes 246 amino acids. The record is from RefSeq and is a predicted model, not a curated record. Gene Ontology annotation, molecular function: RNA binding. Lineage: Eukaryota; Viridiplantae; Streptophyta; Magnoliopsida; Myrtales; Myrtaceae. The transcript has 5 exons.